AUGGUGUCCGCCGGGCUGCUCCGGUACCUGGCGGCCGUGUGCGCGCUCUGUGCGCCCCUGCAGCUGCCGCAGGCUCAGGCGUCUUAUUACCCCCCCCACAGCGGAGAGUGUCGAGGCAAGGGGAAGGAGUGCACAGACCUGUCGGAGAAGAAGAGCGACCUGCGGGUGUGCGAUGACUCCUCCUGUCGCUUCGGAGGCGUCUGCAGAGACGACGGCGCUCAGCUCAAAUGUGUCUGCCAGUUCCAGUGUCACAAAAACUACAUCCCUGUGUGUGGCUCCAACGGCGACACCUACCAGAACGAGUGCUACAGGCGCCAGGCGUCCUGCAAACAGCAGAGACUCAUCUCCCGGGUGUCCGACGGCCCCUGCUCCGCCGAUCCCGGCUCCGGUUCAGGAGACGGAGACGACGAUGAAGGUUCAGGAUCAGACGUCGGGAAGAAGUUCACCAAGUGCAGCACGUGUAAAUACGGAGCCGAGUGUGACGAGGACUCGGAGGACGUGUGGUGCAUCUGUAACAUCGACUGCAGCGGCCACAACGAGAACCCGGUGUGUGCCACCGACGGAAACUCCUACAACAACCCCUGUCUGGUCCGGGAGGCGUCGUGCAUGAAGCAGGAGCAGAUCGACGUCAAACACCUGGGCCGGUGCCCCGCUGAUAAAGAAAAACUGGGGAAGAAAGACGACAGCAGCCCUUUCAAAAUAAAUGUCUUAGAAACCACAGGUCUGGACCACGGGGACGGUUUCUACGCUGGGAUGCCGAUCCCCUGCGCCGACAGCUACGCCAGCUCCUGCGUUCACGGGAAAUGUGAGAUCAAGUACAACAUGGCCACCUGCAGAUGUGACUCGGGUUACAAAGGUCCGCAGUGCGACGAGCCUCAGGACUUCAACAUCCUGUACGUGGUCCCCAGUGGACAGAAGCUGCACUACGUCCUCAUCGCCGCCAUCAUCGGUGCCGUGCAGAUCGCCAUCAUCGUGGCUGUGGUGAUGUGCAUCACAAGGAAAUGUCCAAAAAACAACCGAGGCCGCCGACAGAAACAAAACCUCGGACACUUUCCCUCGGACACUAACUCCAGGAUGGUAUAGCCGUGUUGCCGGUCGUUCUUUUUGAUAUGUUUUUUCUUACGGCGUGGGAAAGCCAUUUUUUUAACGGUAGAUGUGAGCUAUUGAUUGUUUAUUUUCUCCUGGGAAACCGUCGAGAAGAAGAAUCUGAAUAUUUGUUUUCCGGGGCCUUAUCGUCUCUCCUUUUUGUUCGGAUGGAAAUUUUGGCACAUUCAUAAAUUUAGAUUUAGUUUUU
This is a messenger RNA of Pleuronectes platessa (European plaice), 1294 nucleotides long. Its product is annotated as tomoregulin-1. Lineage: Eukaryota; Metazoa; Chordata; Actinopteri; Pleuronectiformes; Pleuronectidae. Gene Ontology annotation, molecular function: protein binding. The transcript is spliced from 10 exons. The record is from RefSeq and is a predicted model, not a curated record. The coding region runs from base 1 to 1083 and encodes 360 amino acids.